AUGCAAUAUCAAGUUAACAACAGUCCUCUGUAUUUCGUUUACCAAGAAAGAUGGCCAAUUUCAUUAGCCUGGAAAUGCAGUGGGACACCAAAUUUAAAAGCUCAGCGUGUUAACUUCAUUGAAGAAUCAGCUAAAAUUUAUUAUGAUACACUGAUGUCUGGAAGAUUUAUUGAAGACAGGAAUUUAGAAAUGACUGUACCACCUAGUAGUAUACUGAAAUCAUCAACAUAUUUACAAUUACUAGAUUUUGUUAUUCAAGCAGAAUAUAACAAAUUAGGCAAUAUCAUUGUUAUGACAAUGAGCUGUGAACUUAUGAAUAAUUUGAACUGGGUUAAAGAAGUAUUCAACAGACCAUUAUCAAGAAACACAGAAACAUUUAGAGCAAUAUUGGAUACGAUAUACAGAUUAGGUUUAUGUUUUCGUGAUAUUGAUCCACAUUUAAAUUGUCCAGAUGUAUGUCGUAGCAAAACAAAUAGUUUUUGUGAAAGUGUACCGCAUGCUGUCGGCUUCUGUGGUACAUAUACCAAUGAAUUAUUACAUAAUGCACAGAUUAAUUCAACUGGUGAUGAAAAUAAAAUAAGACAAAAUUUAAGAAGUUGGUUAUUACGUGUACCAGUUGAAGUCAGACUUCCAUUGGAAUUUUUUAUGCACUUUGCUAAAAAUAAAAGUUUAUUUGAGAAAGCAAUUGAAAUACAGAGGAGAAGUUCACUUAUAGCUUAUUGUCCAUGUGAAGCUAAAUACCUGUUUGAUAAAAUUUUAAAUACUUGCACGGAUGCAAAAGAAGAAUAUGGUUGUUAUAGCGGUAGCCAAUGUGCAAAUGGUGGGAUUUGUGUUCGAAGUUUAGACAAAUCAGCACCUAUGAGAUCUAUACUCUGUAAAUGUCCACCUGCUUUUAAAGGUGAACAGUGUGAACACGAAAGAGAUCCUUGUGAAGAUGAGGCAAAGUGUAGUCCAUUUCCUUGUGCACGUGAUGCCAAUGAUUUAGACUAUGGUUACCAUUGUCUAUGCCCUUCAACACAUCAACGUAAAAGUAAAGGAGAACCCCAAUGUGUACCAAUGCCAGCUUGUGGUGAGCACGAUACAAGUAGAAGCCAACCGUGUAAAAAUCAUGGUCAAUGCAUACAAGAUCCAAAUGAUCCAACAAUGUAUAAAUGUAUUUGUAUCUACGGUUAUACUGGAGUAAAUUGUGAAAUAGAACCAUUACCGGCUAUCUGGAGUACAUGGUCCAAAUGGUCAAGUUGUAUAUGGCCUGAAAUAGGUGAAGUAUGUCAUAGAAAAGCUUAUCGUCAAAAAACCCGUACUUGUUUAAUUAAUGCUCUUGAUCAAAAAUGUAUUGGACAAGCAAGAAAGAUUAGAUAUACUGAAUGUGAUCUGACUGCACUAGCUUCCAAACGCUACAGCAAUUUAUCACAAAUAACACGAAAACGUCUUAUAGAAGCACUUAAACUAUGUGAUUUAUAUAGUCGUGAAUAUGCUAGACCAGUAACUGAAUAUGAAUUAGGUGAAUCACUGUUAACUACUGAAGCUUUGGAUGAUUGGAGUACAAUCGGCUUAGAAGAUGCACCUUACCUUUAUCUACCUGAAUCAUUAAAAUUUGGUAAACUGCAAUCAAUAAACUGGCCUAAAAGACAAGACUUCCUAUUUAUUACAGGAUGGAUAUAUCUAUUUAUUUUACACUUAGGUAUUACACUUUUAUGGAUAUAUUAUGUACAUCGCUGGAGAACAGAAUAA
This is a messenger RNA of Trichobilharzia szidati, 1731 nucleotides long. The record is from the annotation of a GenBank genome assembly. Lineage: Eukaryota; Metazoa; Platyhelminthes; Trematoda; Strigeidida; Schistosomatidae.